AUUUAAAGGUUAAACAUGGCCCGCCGGUUAGUCGCGCGCGAGUCCGGUGAGUGGGAGAGCAUGAUGAUGAUGAAGAAGAUGAAGGACGGAGCGGAGGAGAAGUGCAGCACUGCAGUGGCCACCAAGAAGAGAGGCUACGACAUCACCCGUAACCCCCACCUCAACAAGGGCAUGGCGUUCUCUCUGGAGGAGCGUCUGCAGUUGGGGAUCCACGGCCUGCUGCCUCCCUGCUUCCUCAGUCAGGACGUCCAGCUCCUCCGCGUCCUCCGCAACUACGACCUCAAAAAGGACGACCUGGACAGAUACGUCCUGUUGAUGGGGCUUCAGGAUCGUAAUGAGAAGCUGUUUUAUCGUGUUCUGCUGUGUGAUAUCGAGCGCUUCCUGCCCAUCGUGUACACGCCCACCGUGGGACUGGCGUGUCAGCAGUACGGCCUGACCUUCAGGAGACCCAGGGGUUUGUUCAUCACUAUCCACGAUCGCUCCCACAUCGCCACUCUCCUGCAGAGCUGGCCGGAAACGGAUGUUCGGGCAGUGGUAGUGACAGAUGGUGAGAGGAUUUUGGGGCUGGGAGAUUUGGGAUGUUAUGGAAUGGGAAUUCCAGUGGGAAAACUGGCUCUUUACACAGCGUGUGGAGGAAUUCCACCUCAGAAGUGUCUCCCCAUCAUGCUGGAUGUGGGAACGGAUAACGAGGAGCUCCUGAAGGAUCCUCUGUACAUCGGACUGAGACACAAGCGUGUUCGAGGCGAGGCGUAUGAUGAACUGCUGGAGGAGUUCAUGAAGGCUGUAACGGACAGGUACGGGAGGAACUGUCUGAUCCAGUUUGAGGAUUUUGCCAACGUCAAUGCUUUCCGCCUUCUGCACAAAUACCGCAACCAAUAUCUCACCUUCAAUGAUGAUAUACAAGGUACAGCAGCAGUCGCCGUAGCUGGACUUCUCGCUGCACUUCACAUUACUAAGAGCAGGAUGUCGGAUCAUACCAUUGUGUUCCAGGGUGCGGGGGAGGCUGCGAUGGGCAUCGCUGAGCUCAUCAUCAUGGCCAUGGAGAAAGAAGGGCUUCCACAUGCCGAGUGUGUGAGGAAGAUUUGGAUGGUCGACUCGAAGGGUCUCAUCGUUAAGGGUCGAGAUCAUUUGACUCCAGAGAAGCAGAGAUUUGCUCAUGAACACGCUCGGAUGAAGAGUUUAGAGGAGGUUGUUGAGAAGUUGAAGCCCACUGCUAUCAUCGGGGUGGCGGCCAUAGCUGGAGCCUUUACAGAGCGCAUCAUUAAAAACAUGGCUACCUUUAACGAGAGGCCCAUCAUCUUCGCUCUGAGUAACCCGACUAGUAAAGCGGAGUGUACGGCCGAGCAGUGUUACACACUCACACAGGGGCGGGGCAUAUUUGCCAGUGGGAGCCCAUUUGACCCCGUGACCCUGGCAGAUGGGCGGAGAUUUUUCCCGGGUCAGGGUAAUAACGCGUACGUGUUCCCGGGCGUGGCUCUCGGUGCGGUGUCCUGCAGCAUGUCUCACAUCCCUGAGCAGAUAUUCCUCAUCACAGCCGAGACAAUCGCUGGGAUGGUGACGGAGAAGGACCUCGCUGAAGGGAGACUGUAUCCUCCUCUCACCUGCAUUCGGGACGUUUCCUUUAAAAUAGCGGUGAAGACUGUAGAGUACGCUUACAAACACCAGAUGGCGAUGCUGCAGCCUGAACCAGCUGAUAAAGAGGCGUUAGUGCGCUCACACAUCUACAACACCGACUACGAUGACUUCACUGUGGACUCGUACCGCUGGCCUGAGGAGGCCAUGAACAUCCAGACCUGCAGACUCUGAUAACUCCACACACACACACACACACACACACACACACACACACGCACACACACACAGAUUGUCCUGUCGAGGUUGUGCUGCAGACUCAGAAGCUCGUAAUGAAGAAUAUAUAAAGAUAUAAAGUUGUUUAUUUCAGGACUUUUUCAGGAGGAUUAAAUUCAUCACAACAAACUGAUCCACUGGGUGUGUAAACUUACUGCUGGGUGUAUAAACUUACUGCUCGGUGUGUAAACUUACUGCUGGGUGUGUAAACUUACUGCUGGUGAGAUAGUUAACAAAAUAGAAUGUGCUAAAGUCUCCUUUUAAGCAUAGUGCUGUAUGAAUUAAACAGUAUUGUUGUUAA
Ictalurus punctatus (channel catfish) is the source of this 2149-nucleotide messenger RNA. It is a transcript of the gene me1, whose product is annotated as malic enzyme 1, NADP(+)-dependent, cytosolic. Gene Ontology annotation, molecular function: malate dehydrogenase (decarboxylating) (NAD+) activity; malate dehydrogenase (decarboxylating) (NADP+) activity; NAD binding. Gene Ontology annotation, biological process: pyruvate metabolic process; malate metabolic process. The record is from RefSeq and is a predicted model, not a curated record. Gene Ontology annotation, cellular component: mitochondrion. Bases 16 to 1806 code for a protein of 596 amino acids. The transcript is spliced from 14 exons. NCBI's taxonomy places the organism in Eukaryota, Metazoa, Chordata, Actinopteri, Siluriformes, Ictaluridae.